Messenger RNA from Triticum aestivum (bread wheat), 4045 nucleotides. RefSeq lists its product as uncharacterized. The transcript has 5 exons. NCBI's taxonomy places the organism in Eukaryota, Viridiplantae, Streptophyta, Magnoliopsida, Poales, Poaceae. Bases 1629 to 2108 code for a protein of 159 amino acids. The record is from RefSeq and is a predicted model, not a curated record.
CUGAAAUUGCAGCCCCGCACGAGAAGUGCCGCCGCGCCUCCAUCCCUCCACCGCCGCCGUCCCUCCCACUCUGCGGCGUCCUUCCUCGAUCCGCAGUCGUCAAAUCAAAUCUAGACGAGAUCGGCUGGAUACGCCGCAUCUCCCCUGACACCCAGCUUCAGCUGCUCGUGAGAUAUAGCCAUCGAUCUCGACGAGUUCCAGAUCGAUCAGAUCCAGGAUGCGGUGGACGACGGUGGCGAGAAGUGGCCAGAUGAAGGUCGCGUGGCCCUGUGCGGGUGGGCAGUCGGCACAAGAGGAGCAGCGGCGAUGUGUAUCUCAUCCUGUGGGGGGACAAGGAGGAUGGGAUGGAGCCUCCUGCAGUGGAGGACGAUGAAGGGGAGCAGCGCCGCCCCUCCUCAGUGGAGGAUGAUGACAAGGAGAUGUCGGCGGCGUGAGAUUCCUCUUUAGACCUGCAGCGGCGGCGAAGUGAGGGCACAUGGCGACACUGGAUCGAAGGCCGCGGCAGCAGAUCGGUGUUAAGAACUUCUGCUGUAGUGGACAUCAAGAUCAUGCAGCAACCACAGAUAUUUUUGAAGCACGUUCUACUUGGAUUUGACCUGUCUCUCUGGUGUUAGAUAAGCUAAGCGCUCACAUAUUCCUGCCAGACCUAGAAGUAUUUUCUAUUGCACCCCAUGAGUUACUUUGAUCUGAUUAGUUGAGAUAUUAUGAAACUCAUGGUGACUAAGCAGUAUUGUUUUCCCGCAAAAAAUAAAGACCACGCACUAUUGUUUUUGGACAGAAUGGUGGUUUCAGAGUAAUUACAAUGACAGUAUGAUACAUUGCUAUAUAAUCAAGUUUUAAUGUGCAUUAUUCAGUAGACCUGACAUGACUUACAUAGAGAGAAACAUCUGAUACUGUAUUGUACUCACAAAUAUUUAAUUAUGGUUGGGGCUUUCCAUACAGAAAACAAGAUGUGUAUGUUGCCAUGACAUUUAAGUGUAGGUCUGGCAUGGAAAAGGAUGAAUCCAAUAAGCAAUUACAAGUAGGGAAAGAAAAUAUAUGCUAAAUGCAUAUACAAGAAGGAAGGAGUAGCUGCUGAGAAAGGAAAUAAAGAGAAAGGAAAUAUAUGCAUAAAUAUAUGCAAAUAUAUGCUAAUUGCAUAUAAAAGGAGUCGCUGGGUCCUAGCUUAAAAAUGCAAUGCUAUGGCACAUCUCAUUAACAUAAAAGGGUAACAAUUUUUCUUCUAUAGUUUUUUGAUUAUUUGUGAAGUUUAAGUGGUAUUUUUUCAACUAUUUAAGCAUUUAUUUAUUUUAUACCCGAUGCAACGCACGGGCCCUUUUGCUAGUAAUAAUAAAGCACGGAUUGAAUCUGUUGGGUUCACCGUCGUGGCUUUUUUGCAUAAAGGUCCGUGUGCUUUUUAGUAUUUGACCCGCAGUCCAUGGAUAAGUGAAAAACGAUUCGUUAUUAAUUAGGGUCGGGUCAACGCGGUGGCACGGCAGCGCGAUGCAAAACGGCGGCAGCGGCUGGAGCUUGCAGGGGCCGGAUCCGUGCGCGGUAGGGGCUGGGGAGGCGGAUCCGAAGGCGGGCGGCGUGGCGAGGAUCGCCGGUGACGACGAGGAAGGCCGGAGCGCGGCUUCCCGGGCGGGUUCAUGGCAUCCACGACUAUUGGGCAGAGGGGAGACAAGGAGGCGAGGGAGAGAAGAAGGGACAAAGGAAAAGCGGUGCGGAGAGAAGAAGGCCGGAGCUCGCCGGAGCCGGGCGAUGGCGGACGGGCGCGGGAGACGGAGGGAAGGCCGGAGCUCGCCGGAGCCGGGCGAUGGCGGACGGGCGCGGGAGACGGAGGGAUCCCGUGCGGGGGCUGGUUCCGACGACCACUGCUGCGUGGCCGCGGGAGGACAGCACGCGCCGUCGCGCCGGAGCCGCCCAGGAGCAACCAUGGAUGCUCCGCGUUCAAGGUGUACAAGGCCGAUUUGGAGUGGUUCCCUCGCAAGCUCCUGCUAUUCCCCACCUCUCGCGACGUUCUGCAUCUAGAUUGUUUUCUUCAGUGGCAGGAAGGUUUCCAAGGAGGUACAGAAAGCGAGGUUCAAACAAUUCAGUGCAGCAGCAGCAACACCUCCAAGGAGGACUAGGAUCUGGCUGUGCUCCACGACUAUCACAACCAAGCCGUGGAGCACCAGAGAUCACGACUUGAAAAUUUUAACUGCAAUAUUUGUUGGUCAGUGUCCUCAUCUGAAAUUGUUCGUAAGGUAGUGCUUUAUUCUGUAUAGCAUCCUUGGAAGAUUGUGUGGUGUGAUGCUUGGGUGUAGAGCCUUUUUUGUUAUUCUGUAUAGCAAAGGGAAAUAGCCUCAGGCCCUCAGUUUGGUAUAGCAAUGGGGGUGAUCCUUCGUUGGAAGAAACAUUGGUGUGAAACAGAUAGACUUACUGUUUUUUUAUACUAUACUAGCAUAGUGUUGGUUGUUAAUUUUAAGUGUAUCAGCAGUUUUUUCAGCCAAUGAAGUUAUGCUCACGACAUGGAGAACUUCAAGGACAACCUGCCUGAACAGUUUCUACCUGAUUAGUGAACUAGGCCAUUUACUAUACAAAUAGUUAUUUUGUUGCAAGUUACGCCGUUGCUUCUAAAUACUACACUUUUGGUUGUAUUUAGCAACUAAGAAUGACACAAGCAGCUGCUAAAACAUUCGAGCAAUGCCCAAGGUUAGUACAGGAAGCAUAGUUGUUUGUUUUAGUAGAAAUUAUAUUCCUUUUUUCCACUACUGUGAACAUGGACGUGAGUAGGUAAUUGCUCCUAAAAGAAACCUAAUUAAUGUAUUGUUGAACCUAAUUUUGAGAUGAUUUUAUUUCUGCCAUUGUACAGUGCACAUUAGCAUCGUCUAAAUACACAUGUCUCUGGGGUUUCUUUUUGGUGGCAAAUUGAUUCUUGCAAUCAUGGUGGAAAGGCCAGCAAUAAGGCACUCUACACUGAUGAAAUUUGCAUAAGUAUUCCUUUUUGUGAUAAGAUUUCACCAAAAGUUUCAACAUUAAGAUGUUUACUUAGUUAAAUCCUGAACUGAGGCACCCACCCAUACAUGUAUAAGCUCCAAAAAAUAAAACAAUUUGCAAAGAAUUUUUCAGCUUUCGGGCUAUAAGCGUUAGACAUUUUCAUAAGAAAUGCUGAAUGUUAGUAUCAAUUGAAUCAAUUUGACCUUACACGCAGUGCAGGUAUUGUUAAAUCUGUAGUUGUAAUUUAUUCACCUGUAACUUGAUUUUCUUUUCACUUCUCUUUUUAUAAAUUCAUGUAGUCGGCUAUAAUAAUGAUAUUUUUUUCUUUUGAGAGAGAAAUUGUGUGUCUGCUCUGGGUUUAGUUUUAACGUCAGCUCGUUACAAUCCGUAACUACUUGUAGACUACUUCAUCCGGAUGGGUUUGCAACUUUGUGUACAGACUGCUUCAACACUUCUAUUUUCUAUAGGACUUGGAUUAAUAAUCUCCAACAAUAUGGUCAUGCUUCUUAUAUUUACUUUCAGUUCUAAAUACAUUUAUGUUUUUCUCUAUGUUGUACUACUAAACUAUGUGUGCUAAAGUAAACAUAAAAAUAUGACGGGGUGGUGGUUUCAGCCAUAGAAAGAAUUGAUUUGGAGAACAAAGGGAAUUUUCGGCGGACGAAGAACUCGCUCGAGAUGCUCCAGUGAUGAUUUUAUAUAGCGUUUUAUCUAAACCUGGGUUCCUUCUUUCAGACUGGGCGGUGCCCUAUGAUGUGAAGCCGGUGUAAUAACUUUUUCAUUUGGCAUCGGUGGUGAUGUGACAACCUUUUAGACAAUUUGGCACCUGUAACACAGUGGAAGACCUCAUACGAGCUGGUUGCCUUCCUGGUAGUUGUUGCGGGUUCUGAAUUAAGUGUACAACUAUGUUUAAAACACCAUGAUCAGAAGCUGUGGUGGGUGUACAGAUUGACUCUUAUUACAUGACUAUUCCUAAGAUUGAUUCUGAUUGGGUUAGGGGCAUGUGAUUUUGUUCUCCCGGUGCAACGCACGGGCCCUUUUGCUAGUAAUAAUAAAGCACGGAUUGACUUUGUCGGUUUCACCGUCACAA